This is a messenger RNA of Zerene cesonia (dogface butterfly), 901 nucleotides long. Its product is annotated as protein lethal(2)k10201. The record is from RefSeq and is a predicted model, not a curated record. Bases 230 to 871 code for a protein of 213 amino acids. The transcript has 4 exons. Lineage: Eukaryota; Metazoa; Arthropoda; Insecta; Lepidoptera; Pieridae.
AUUAUAAUAUAAUCAAUAACCUCAAAAGGUCACGCUUCAGUUUUAACAAAAUAAACAAUGCUUCAUAAUUUUAUGUAAACAACUAAGCAAUUGGCAAUAUAAAGUUAACUUCGAUUCAGCUACAUAUAUACAAGUUAAUUGACAAUAUAUAAAGUUUACGUAAUCAUGAAAAGUUGUGUUGUUGACCUUUGAUCCUUUUUAGAAGAUAAUACUGUGCCGGUUACCCAUAAUGCACGAACUUUUGGAAAAACUAAAACUAUACGGUGUUGGGAGGCGGAAAAUAAAUGAUGAGUUAUUCGCAAAUGAAAAGCCAGUUGUCUUGGGGGUCUAUGACAUUGAUGAUGAAGAUCUUUGUCAUGAAGUUAUAAAAUCGAUUUGUUCGAUCCCAGGAUGCAAUUUCACCACCAAUUCCCUCCUAGACUUCGAGAACCACUAUAACUCCCACCGGUACUCCUGCUGUGAGUGCAAGAGGGUCCUCCCCUCCCCCCACUUGCUGGACCUACACGUGCAGGAGACACACGACUCGUUCUUUGCCGUUAGCGCUCUUAGGAAACCCUCGUAUUGCUGCUACAUAGAAGAGUGCAAAGAGAAAUUUAUGUCUCCAGACGAGCGUCUCGACCACUGCGUGAAAGUCCACAAACUGCCCAAAGAUUUCAGAUUCGACCAGAAACCUAAAGCCAAGAAACAGAAAAAGAACUCUAACGCUAUGGACAUAGACACCAAUUCGGAACACAAAAAAUUCGCCUUUACGAAUAAUAAGCAAAGAAGUUUCAAAUACACUGGUAAAAAGUUUACCAAGGACAAUAGGACAGGAACAUCUGUUAAUAUGGACACCGUUAUGACCGAUUUGAAAGAGAGUUUACCUGAAUAAAAUAUAUUAUUAUAUAUUUGUUUAAUUUUU